AUGCUGCAAAAGACCGGGGCCCGCGUGCAGUCGCCGUCCGGCUGCGCGAAGCCCAAGGUUCCAGCGGGGACACUGCGAACAGGGGACAGCAGCCUGGGCCAGGCCGUUGCUGAGAGCAUGAGGCUGUGCUGGUUGGUUGCCCUGCUCCUUGCCGCGGGGGGGGCUGCAGUGGAAAACAAAUGUGAAAGAAACGAGUUCCAGUGCAAAGAUGGGAAAUGCAUAUCCUACAAGUGGGUUUGCGACGGGAGUCCCGAGUGCGAUGAUGGCUCUGAUGAGUCCCAGGAGACGUGCAUGUCUGCCACCUGCAAGUCCGAGGACUUCAGCUGUGGGGGUCCUAUCAACCGCUGCAUCCCUCAGUUCUGGAGAUGUGACGGCCAGCUGGACUGCGAGAACGGCUCGGAUGAGCAAGACUGUCUCCCCAAGACCUGUUCGGAGGAGGAGUUCCGCUGCCACGACGGGAAGUGCAUCGCCUCAGAGUUCGUCUGCGACUUCGACAGAGACUGUCUGGACGGCUCCGACGAGGCAGCCUGCCCCGCGCCCACCUGCGGCCCCGUCAGCUUCCAGUGCAACAGCUCCACCUGCAUCCCCGAGCUGUGGGCCUGCGACGGCGACCCCGACUGCGAUGACGGCUCCGACGAGUGGCCGCAGCGCUGCGGGGGCCGCAACACGUGGGCCCAGCUUGUGCCCAGCCCCUGCGCGCGCCUCCAGUUCCACUGCCGCAGCGGGGAAUGCAUCCACUCCAGCUGGCACUGCGACGGCAGCGCCGACUGCAAGGACAAGUCCGACGAGGCCAACUGCACUGUGGUCACAUGCCGGCCUGACGAGUUCCAGUGCUCAGAUGGGACCUGCAUCCACGGCAGCCAGCAGUGUGACAGGCAGUAUGACUGCAAGGACAGGAGUGAUGAGCUUGGCUGCAGCAACGUGACGCUGUGCGAGGGCCCCAACAAGUUCAAGUGCCACAGUGGCGAAUGCAUCACCCUGGACAAAGUAUGCAACUCGGUCCGGGACUGCCAGGACUGGUCGGAUGAGCCCCUCAAGGAGUGCGGGGCCAAUGAGUGCUUGGACAACAAGGGUGGCUGCUCCCACGUCUGCAACGACCUCAAGAUUGGCUACGAGUGCUUGUGUCCUAAGGGCUUCCGGCUGGUGGACCAGCUAAGAUGCGAAGAUAUCGACGAGUGCCAGGACCCCGACGCCUGCAGCCAGCUCUGUGUGAACCUCGAGGGCAGCUACAAGUGCGGGUGUGAGGAGGGCUUCCAGCUGGAGCCCGCCACCAAGACCUGCAAAGCUGUGGGCAGCAUCGCCUACCUCUUUUUCACCAACCGCCACGAGGUGAGGAAGAUGACGCUGGACCGCAGCGAGUACACCAGCCUCAUCCCGAACCUGAAGAACGUGGUCGCCCUGGAUAUGGAAGUGGCCAGCAACAGAGUCUACUGGUCUGACUUGUCCCUAAGGAAGAUCUUCAGCACCCAGAUCGACAGAGCGCACAGCUUCUCCUACAGCACCAUCAUCGGCGAGGAUCUCCAGGCCCCUGAUGGGCUGGCGGUGGACUGGAUCCACAGCAACAUAUACUGGACCGACUCCAUGCUGGGCACUGUCUCUGUGGCCGACACCAAGGGCGUGAAGAGAAAGACCCUCUUCAAGGAGGAAGGCUCCAAGCCGAGGGCCAUUGUGGUGGAUCCCGUGCAUGGCUUCAUGUACUGGACAGACUGGGGGACUCCUGCCAAGAUCAACAAGGGGGGCCUGAAUGGCAUGGACAUUCACUCACUGGUGACAGAGAACAUCCAGUGGCCCAAUGGCAUCACCCUGGAUCUUUCCAGCGGCCGCCUCUAUUGGGUUGACUCCAAGCUCCACUCCAUCUCCAGCAUCGAUGUCAAUGGGGGAAACCGGAAAACCAUUCUGGAGGACAAGAAAAAGCUGGCGCACCCCUUCUCCCUGGCCAUCUUUGAGGAUAAAGUAUUUUGGACGGAUAUCAUCAAUGAAGCCAUUUUCAGUGCCAACCGCCUCACGGGGUCUGACAUUAAUUUGAUGGCAGAAAACCUGUUGUCCCCGGAGGACAUUGUCCUUUUCCACAACCUCACACAGCCAAGAGGGGUGAAUUGGUGUGAGAAGACUACCCUCCCCAACGGUGGCUGCCAGUUCCUGUGUCUUCCAGCCCCCCAGAUCAAUCUCCACUCACCCAGGUUCACCUGCACCUGCCCGGACGGCAUGCUGCUGGCCACGGACAGGAGGAGCUGCCUCACAGCCCCGGACACUCCUAACGAAGGGAGCCAGGAGAGGCCCAGGAGCGUGGGCGCGCUGUACAUUGUCCUCCCCAUCGUGGUGCUUACCCUUCUGUGCUUCGGGAGCUUCCUCUUCUGGAAGAACUGGCGACUGAAGAGCAUCAACAGCAUCAACUUUGACAACCCCGUGUACCAGAAGACCACGGAGGACCAGGUCCACAUCUGCCCCAGCCAGGACGGCUACACUUACCCCUCGAGACAAAUGGUCAGGAUGGAGGAUGACAUAGCAUGAGCUGCUGACUCGAGUCCUGUCCCUCCCCAGAACCUGCUGCUGGUCAAGGGCAGGAAGAACACUUUCUCCCCAAACCCUUGACCUUCCCAAAACCCUCUGUCAGACCUCGACACCCUCCUGUUCCGUUCAGAGAAAGAAGUAGCCAAAAGCACUGCUGGCGGCUGCAACCCGAGGCUUGCAUCCAUGGGCCUGUCUGCCAGAGCUUUGUUUUAUAUAUUUAUUCAUCUGGAAGGCAGGCGACAGUGCACAUGGAAUGGGUUUUGGUUGAAUUCUUUUUCUUGACCUCUCCUCCUCCACUGUCUCCUCGCCUGAGGAACUGAUGGAUGGAGGGACACCAAGCCAGUGGCUUUGAACACCGAAGUGCAAUGCCACCGCCAGGGCCCCAGGCAGCUGCUGAGCCCCUAAUCUCAGGCAUAAAUGUGUUUACCUCUGCCUUGCAGGCCUUGAUGGACACCAGAGUAAGCUUUGGCUCUGCCACUGCAAAUCAGGAUAAAACCAGUAUUUUCAAAGCCGGGUAUGUGCCCUUCCCUUAAGUUGGGAAAGGGACUCUGGCGUUGGUAUUGACAUGGCUGAAUCCAGCACAUGGGGCGGGGGGGGGGUGGCCAGCUGAGCCCCUCAUUCACCAAAAACCUCAAUAGCUACCCAAGGAAAGCCUGAGCCACCCAUUGCCCUUGACGUUAUGAAGUGCCUGAGAUACCCAGGGACCUUGUGUGUGAGGAUAAGUGGCCUCCUACCUCUAGCAGUGUCCUUCAGCCCCCGGGGUGGCUGUCUGGACCCCAGCCCCUCCAGGUGCCCUUGCACUUUUCCAGUUCAGGCUUGGAUGUUCUGUAAAGUCUACAUUCGUUGUAAUUUUGCACUGUUUUCUGUUCUGGCUGGGCGGGCUCCUAGGCCGGAGGGGGCCCCGAGGUGGGGCGGGGAUGAGGUAGAGUCUCGGGGCCUUUCUCCCGGGGUUUCAAAGCGGAAGAAGAAGAUCGUGAUUAUCUGGCUGGUAUUUUCACUUCAAGGCACGUGCCCCUGAGCCAUUAAUCUCCCUGACAGGACGGUUGUCACGGACGGUUGUCCCCCUGAAACGUGCAUUGUGUUUCUGCCUUAAGACAUCCCUUAGGUCGGUCAUUGUAUGGAACUUAUGAAACAGGAAUGCUUUCUGAAAUUGUCACACAUGUCACAUUCACAACUGAAGGGACAGUGGAAGGGUCCUCCCGUGGCUUCCUUGUCCACUGUGCGCACUACAACCACGAAACGCUGUGCCACGCCCUGCAGGGAACUGUGACGGGAGUUUCUCUUCCUGAAGUCUGUAAAUAAGCCCCCGCACGUGUGAGCGGGGUGCUUUAUGUUUGCACUUUGUAUGAUUGUUGAACAUUUAUCAUUCAUAUAUAUGAAAAACAGAUCUAUUUAUUUUUGCAAACCCUGGGUGCUGCGUUUGUUUGGUGACCCCUGAGGGGUUCUGCCCUGGGGGCGACCAUCUGAGAGGCCUUGUCUGUCCGUAGUCUGUCCCUACAGGUGGUUCGCGCAGCCUCUCCAGGGGCACCGUGUCCAUGUUGCCCAUAUGGGCUGCUUUGGGCG
Messenger RNA from Pteronotus mesoamericanus, 4074 nucleotides. It is a transcript of the gene LDLR, whose product is annotated as low density lipoprotein receptor. The coding region runs from base 1 to 2511 and encodes 836 amino acids. Gene Ontology annotation, molecular function: calcium ion binding; low-density lipoprotein particle receptor activity; protein binding. Gene Ontology annotation, cellular component: early endosome; plasma membrane. NCBI's taxonomy places the organism in Eukaryota, Metazoa, Chordata, Mammalia, Chiroptera, Mormoopidae. The record is from RefSeq and is a predicted model, not a curated record. The transcript is spliced from 17 exons. Gene Ontology annotation, biological process: cholesterol homeostasis; receptor-mediated endocytosis involved in cholesterol transport.